AUGGAUCGACUGAUAGAGAGUCUAUCUCAUGUAGUGAUAGAAAAUGGCAGUCUUGGUUCGAUCAAUUAUCUACACUCUCGAAAUGAAAAUGGUGUUAAAGAUAACACACAUUCCUUUGAAUCAGAAGAAAGUAUUGUUAUGAAAAACAAAUACAAUCAAAUUAGUAAUUCAAAAAAUGACAAUUUAGUGCGAUCCAGUAUCUAUAAUAAUGAUUUAAGUCAUAUUUAUUCUCAUCAGAUAAGUGAUUGUUUUGUGAAAAGUGAUAGUGAAACAGACAACUCUAGACACAAAAUAAGAGAUAGUUUUGAAGCUUCCGGAGGAUUUCGAGAAACAUUGGGAGCGAAUAUUCUUAAAAGGUUUAUAAUUGAUUGCGAUGGGUCUCGUAAUCCGAGUGGUCCAACAGCUAAUUUACUAACGGAGAGUGUAUUGGAUAAUUUUGAACAAUCUGUACAACUAGAUGAGAAGAAGACCGCUUCAGAUAUUGCUAUGAAAUACUCUCCUGAAGAUAUUAUUUUAUCUAAGGUUAGGGGAAUUUUUAUGACUCGCUAUAGUCGUGAUUCAAUAACGCAAGAACAAAUAAAUACAUUUAAACCUAACACAAAAAAGAAAAACAAAGUAAAUGGACCGAUGGAAAGGUUGAUCAGCAAUUUUGAUAUGGAAGCUGCAUAUAAAGAUAUGGAAGCUGCGUUUUCAGAAGCUAUAGACGAUUGCUAUGCGAGGUUUUUCACAAAUCUUCCUGUUAAUUUACUAGAGGAUGCAAUUCAUUUAUACUUUCAAAUACAGGCCGCUUAUUGGUGGUACGAGGAUAUGUGGUACGAUAAAUACUCACAUGUGUUACCAAAGCUUUCUUUACGUGUUUUUGGACAAUUUGUGGCUGAAGAUUGCCCAAUCCUGCGGCACUUUGUUUCAUCUCCUGAAGAGCACGACAAAUUUCUCUUAAAUUGGAAACGGUAUUGCAAGACAAUCCCUCUCAGAGGAGUAAUAUUAAUUAACAGAGAAUUCACAAAGUGCGUAUUGGUAAAACCAUGGAAUGGCAACAGGUUUAUGUUUCCUAGAGGGAAAAUGGAUGAAAUGGAGGAAGACAGUCUUUGCGCAAUUCGUGAAGCAUAUGAAGAACUUGGAAUAGACGUGACUAAACAUCUCAAUGAUUCAAUCUAUAUUGAGAAACAAGUAGAAGAACAAACAAUCAAGUUAUUUUUAAUACCCGGAAUUGAUGAAAACACUCCAUUGGAACCAAAGAAAAGAAAAGAAAUUUCAGAAAUCAGGUGGUUUAAUUUUACAUCACUUCCAAAUUGGAAUGUUAGUAAUUCAAUUAAACACAGAAAACCCAGAAAUUCGGAUAACUUCGUACAUAAUGAUAGUAAUAUGCACCUUAUCUCAAAUGAUUGUGUUUCUUGUGUUGAUAAACAAGAUGUUCAUAAUAGUGAAGACGAAGAUCUGAUUGAAAGUAAUGAGAGAGUUCAUGAGAAUUUGCAAUCAAUUAAUGAAAAACCGGACUCAAGCCAAUUUUUUAGAGUUUCACAUUUUAUGCGUAAUUUACGUGGUUGGAUUGAAGUUUUGAAAAAAAUUCCACUAUAUAAUCCGAGCAAUCCUGAUGGAAUUAUUCCAAACUUACCCAAAAAUCUGAACCCAGCAGUAAUAAGAAGACUGCAGAAUGCAGACCUUGGAGGGCCACCCUUAUCUAACCUUCCUUUAUUUGUAAGAGUUAAAUGUAAUAUUAAUGAGAGAAAAGGACAGACAUCAUCUACAUCUCAAAUUUUCUCUCAGAAUAGCAAAAAAAAAUCAAAGCAAUAUAUUUCUGAUGCCAUAAAAGACAAAAGGACGUUUGGCACAAAAGCAGGUUCUGGUUGGGAUGUUGAAUCCAUGUUUGCACUGAAUGAACAAAAAUUUGGAGUUAAAUCAACAUUUUCUUUGGAUGAAUACACAAUUCCUCUACCAAAAAUAAAGCAAAAAAAGUAG
Molecule: messenger RNA, 1959 nt
Organism: Cryptosporidium ubiquitum
Lineage: Eukaryota; Apicomplexa; Conoidasida; Eucoccidiorida; Cryptosporidiidae
Product: NUDIX domain-containing protein
Exons: 1
Coding region: 1-1959 (652 amino acids)
Biological process (GO): deadenylation-dependent decapping of nuclear-transcribed mRNA; nuclear-transcribed mRNA catabolic process, nonsense-mediated decay
Cellular component (GO): cytoplasm
Molecular function (GO): 5'-(N(7)-methylguanosine 5'-triphospho)-[mRNA] hydrolase activity; RNA binding; manganese ion binding
Source: RefSeq, a predicted model, not a curated record